Rasamsonia emersonii CBS 393.64 is the source of this 837-nucleotide messenger RNA. Its product is annotated as FHA domain protein. The record is from RefSeq and is a predicted model, not a curated record. NCBI's taxonomy places the organism in Eukaryota, Fungi, Ascomycota, Eurotiomycetes, Eurotiales, Trichocomaceae. The annotation marks the transcript as partial. The transcript has a single exon.
GAUAAAGCCAUGGCGAAGACGUCAAAUGCACCACUAUCAAGCUAUCCUUAUGGCUCAUUCACACCGACGUUUGAGGAAUGGUCUGCCCUCCAGCAAUCCGGUCAACCUCCGCAGCUAUCAUUUCCUCCAUUUCCACAAGCUGCGUUGGUUAACAAUCUUAGCUCCUAUGCCGAUGCAGCUCAUGAGACGUUUGCUUUCAGUUCACACCAAUCUUCCGAAGGCUAUCUUAAUCACUAUAGUGAAAAAGCUGCGAGUGUCUCCAGCCAAUUCGUGCACCCUCCCUCUUCACCUUCUUUUGAGAACGUUCGUGGACAAGUCACGGGGUCUGAUUUCAUCCGACCUAAAUCUCAUCUGACAGACAGGAGCGACAAGCCGAACCUGGAACAUACCGUGAGCACAACGCGCGUCUCGAUCUCCGAUAUCGUGGAGAAGUCUACAGGGGAAUGUCAUGCAUCCGCGCAGACAAACCCGUUGAAACGAAAGGCUGCUGACUUUGAAGCCGACAUGGCGGUCUCGAACACCAGCAGCCUCGACAAUCAUACGGCUGUGUUGGAAGAUAGUUCUUUUCCAGAUGCUCAGCCACGACCAGUCAUACAGGGUCCAGCCCUUUCCGAAUCUCAGCUGACGGAGAUCCCGGCUCAGACUGAGCCUAAACCCGCUCAUCCUACGGAUAUCGAUGCUAAACAAGCGGAUCAGCGACGAAAGCGUGUGAAGACUGCGAGAGAGCGUGGUGGUAACUUCAUGCGGUACGCUGCCACUGCUGUCAUGGGCGCAGUUGUUGGUAGCAUUGCCACCGUUGCUACUCUGGCAUCUCUCCCUCCUGAUUUCUUUGAUUAG